Pocillopora meandrina is the source of this 5218-nucleotide messenger RNA. The record is from the annotation of a GenBank genome assembly. Lineage: Eukaryota; Metazoa; Cnidaria; Anthozoa; Scleractinia; Pocilloporidae.
AUGUUUCCGCAGGUCGAGUACCUAUUUGCAGUCGUCUUGUUCUCGGCGUCAAAGACAACUGAAGGAGCCGAAAAUGGCGUUUUCUUUCAAAUCAAAGAAAACACGUUUUUCAGCUACAGAGAAGAAAGCCUCUUUUGGUCUGGAGAAACUGAUUCUUUGCUUUCCUGUUCGGUUUUGUGUGCGAGACAAGCUUCGUGCAGAAGUGCAAACUUUCUGGAAAACCCAGGACUUUGUUACCUUCUUGGCGGCGAAAUGCAAACAAGUUCAGCAAGUGAGCGGCUAUUAAAGCGAGAUGGCUCUUUCUAUCUAACAAAGGUAUUUGGCAUUGAUGACAUGCCAUGUUUUUUUGGUGACACCUUCCGAUAAUGUACACUUUAUCACGAACAAGUUCGUACAAGCAGAAAAAACUAGAAUUGUAGCGUUAAAAUAAAAGGACAAAUUUUGUCAUGACAAAUUUUUGUUUCGUCUGCUACAUCCGCACUAAAAAUUUUAAAGCCGGCAAAUUCCGUCAGCAGCUGAUCUAUUCAUAAGACCAGCCAGCAUAGUUUGCCAAGGGGUUUCACCCCCAAUCUGCGCUUGUAAAAUGUUCAUGAUGAUUGAAAAUUUGCCAAAAUAAACAAUUUUUUCGCUAGUGCGGAAUGGCCUUAAUCCUCUUUCCUAGCUGCAGUAUGGAGAUUUUUUGACAACGAUAAGGAUAACUACGACGAUCAUUUCAUAAAACAAGAACACCGCAAACUUUUUGACUUAGCUCAUCAGAUCUACGUAAGAGACUUGGUCGGAAGUUUAAAGUAAUUUGCGCUUUAGCAGGAAAAAAGCUGAAACAUGAGAGGACAUUUGUGGAGGGACGCGAAUGAAUUGAGAUGAGACCUUAUAAGAAAUGUUAAGACGACAAGACCCACAGAAGCUCGUCUUAGCAUCAAGAUCAUAAUUUAAAACUUUAUGAAACGUUCAGUUUUAAGCAGAAGCCACUUACAACUGAAAUAAGACCACAGUCGCCCGGUCAACCUUCAACAAUUUCGUACAUAUGCGCAUGACACAAAGUACGGAUACUAACUAUAAAUGUCUUGUUUAACUCCAAUUCAGGUCCACCUUGCAGAAAGAGCUGAUUCACCCCGAGGUGAGAGUUACGAAUUCAGUAUUAUUAACGUAAGUAACCCGAGCGCUAAUGUAAAUUACUACCCAUAGCUAUUGGAUAAAUCUUGAUGCACCAAGAUAAACUUGGAUCUUUUAUAAUUUUCAAUUUCUUCAUUUCCACCACGUUUUGGUGUCCUCCAUGUUCUUCCCCUCUUCCAUUAUCCUUCCUGGCCUAUUGCUGCCAAUUUUAGUUGUUGUUUUUUGCACUGAAUACUUUUUCCUUAAUUUCUAUCGUCAUUAAAAUAAAACACAAAAAUUGGGACACUUAUACAACUACUUAGAAAGGUUUCGAAUGUCCUAGUGGUCGUACGUUCACCUAUUUGAUCAUUUAUUUACGAGGUUAAUAUUGAGGAAAUGAUUGAGUUUGAAUCCUAAUUGUGUGAGACAGCUCAACGGAAUUAAAAAAAAAAAAAAUAGGAAAGAAAAAAUCCAAGUUAGAACGCAUGCCAAGAAACAUUGGGCCGGUGUUUAAGUCUAGAUCCUUUUAACUUGCUCAGUAACAUAAUAUUGGUUCUUGUUUGAUGCUCGUGACUGAAUUUAGGUCGCCAGCUCUAUUUUCCCUUACAUGGCUUUAGCACACGCAAAAGAUACUUUACUAGACUCACUUUCAAUUUUCAACUUUAUGGCUAUAGAGCAAAACACUUCUCUACCCGCUGGUUCUAACCAGCACUCAGCUGUAACCUCGUGCCAGACUCUCCUCAAACAGUCUCCCGCAACGUCCACUGGUGUUUAUUGGAUCGAUCCUGAUGGAGGAUCCAAGGCCAACGCUUUCAAGGCUUACUGUGACAUGGAUACGAAUGGAGGGGGCUGGACAUUAGUAUGGAGCUAUUCCUUUACUAACUACACUCAUUUUAACGAUGAUUCGAAUGCGAUUACUCCAAGGCCAAACUGGCCGGUCAUAAUUAAAGGAAAUGUUCCAAUCUCCACGAUUUCUCCAUUAAAUGACACAGACUACAAUGCCAUGAACUUCUCACUCUGGAAAACACUCGGUAGACAGAUCCUCAUCAAGAGCAACAUAAACAACUGGCUGGUGUGUCAACCGGUAACUGGCAGCCUGGUUGAUUGGCAGAAAGGUGACAUCAACUGUACAAUCACAAAUUACGUGGCUGACCGUGGAGAAUCAGCUUCGGCGCCUUCCAAGUUUUCACCAAAUAUCAACUAUGGACCAAUGUUCCAUUCGAAAGGGCGCUGGAACAGCUCCUUUUAUUAUUUUAAUAGUUACACGGGCAAAUAUUGGCCUACCCAUGAUCCUAGUGGAAAAAAUAGGCCAAACCAAAAGAAAAAUGUUCUUGAUCCACACGGUAACAUUUUUAUUCGAGCCGAGUAGCAAAGGCAGACAAUGAGAAAUCUUUACGCACGUAUCUUCUAGAGCUGGUUAAUUUAUCUGCACAAAAUCAUUACAUUACCUAGAAAAAGUGUGACGAGAAUCAUCUAGAGGACCUUGAGGGUAUUAAACUGAUAGAACUCUAAAUUCUUCUAUCGUAAUUACUGAGAAAACCCCAUCGGAAGAGAGAAUUUCGGAUCAGAUCUUGGAGGCUGAAGGUGUAAGCUUGGUUCACUCUCGUAAGUUGACAACAAGCAAGACACCAGUUACGCUCAUCAUGCGAGAUCGGGAGAUUAUCUUUCAGAAUGUUUUUUUUCCAAUGGAAUUUUAGGUAAUUCAAAUCACUUCGCGAAACUUUGACUUGAUUAGGUGCUAGUUUCUUCUUUAUUGUUGUACAACAAAAUUUAAGCUCUCAAUGUUUUUAAUCAUGACUACUUUUACCGCUGAUGUUUACAAAACUCGUACCAACCACUGAACCAGAUAGUGCAAUCAGCUAGAGCAAUUUUUAGAAUAAAAUGAAUAAAUAAGAUUCAUUUAAGGAAGCCUGGAUCAAUUACCCCAUUAAAUAAUUGUCGCCACAGUUUUUUUUCAUAUUUCUAUGGAAAGGCCAGGAGUAAUGAGUGAUGAGUAACGAGUUGAGUAAUGAGCAUUAAUUGAUAGUAAAAACAUAUAACGAAGUUUGAAAAUGUUAUUCUGCGUGGAAACUUAGUUUGUCUUUUAGGCUAAUUACCUUCGAAAUGCUAAUAAAAACAACUUGUAUUCCAUGUUAAGACCAUAGUGCGGUACGUUUUUCUUGAUGAUGAAAAUGCUUUUCAAAGUGAAAAGGCUGACUCUAUAUUGACUUGCGCUCGAAUGUAUAGGAGAGAAGCUGCUUGUAAAGAAGCAAAUUUUUUGGCGAGCAAAACCACCCAUUCGCUUUUUGACGAAGGACAACAGGCAAGGAAGGUGGAAAUAUUUGUAAAACGGGACAGUUCUUUCUAUAUAGAAAAGGUAUUUCUAGAAUUUUGUAGAUUUUACAGAUUAAUGUAAGUUGUGUUACCAUUUCUUUCUUUACUCCGUGCGAUUACAAAGGAGUGGAGUGAGAGCCGGGUGUUUUGGGUAGUUUUAUGCAAUGGCAAUUUUUAGUACAACUUGUUCAUGUUUCAAUUUAGUUUUCACUGUCCUUUUCAUUAAGUAGGAAAUAAAAUUUUUCUCAUGUCCGUGAUGUCACACAGCCACUGUAACCUGAUCGAUAAAAGAUCCUUAAAAGAUAGGAGUCGGCAUGUUUUAUCGAGUCCGUUUUGUAAUUAUGUUUAUUUUACAUUUGUAUCAAUACAUUUUCAAGUCUCGGUUGCCUCAAAAAAUACUUCUCUUUUCAUGUUGUACCCGUCUACUCUGAUUACUUAAAAUGACUGUGGGACAAUUUUCUAACUAUUGACUAAAACAUUAGACGAGAGAACGGCAGAAAAGGAAAGGUGAUAAAAUUUAAGUUUAAAAAUGAAUAUCUUUAAGACCAAAAACCCCUUCCCUCAGCUUUUACAGUCAUUAAAACAGAAAACUCAAAUCUUAAGUUGAUGAGGAUCAGGUAAUCAGGGCAAACAUUUUGAAAAAGUGAUCACAGACAAGACUUCUUUUUGUUCGUCUUUUUAAUCGAAAUGAAUACCUACUUUUUUCAAAUAAAUGUACAAAUUUAAGUGUAGCUUGCAAACUAUAAAUAUGAGUGAAAGUUUCUUACUCAAGCGAAAGCCUGUCUAAUUUUGGCUCACUUAAUAGGUUACCCUUCAAAGAGUCUCUAGUCCACAAGGUAUGUGAUUUUUUUUACGGCAAAUUUGUCCUUACACAAAGCUCAGUUCAUGGUGGCUCACACUGGAUUUCGUCAUUUUUAAGUCAGCAACUCCUCAAAUGAAUGAUACUGCCACACCUUUUGGCGUGCACGGUAGAAUGGGUUUUAAAAAAAUACCUAUUCCGUCUCUAAAUGUCACAUUUAACACAACAGCCCUACAAAAACAACUCUUUUUUUAGGUUUAUGUGUCUGUAACUUAAAGCAGAGAUCGAUAACCAUAUUGUUUGAUCAUAGGAAAGAACACGCCAGCACCCCGUGGAUUAACCCAGCAUUCAGCAGUCCCAUCGUGCAAGACUCUCCUCGACCAAUCUCUCCCUCCCUCCACAGGUAUUUAUUGGAUUAAUCCUGAUGGUGUGUCUCAGUCCAACGCUUUCAAGGUUUAUUGUGACAUGGAAGACCAGUGGUGGAAGUUGGACUCUAGUAUUGAGUUAUUCCUUUACUAAAUACAGCCACUUUCGUGAACGCUCAAAUGCGAUCACUCCAAGAACAAACUGGCCUGUUUGGUUUUAUAUGUAUAUGCAUGUUCCUGUCUCCGCAACCCCUUCAUUAAAUGAAACAGACUACAACGCCGUGAACUUCUCACUCAGGAAAAACUCGGCAGACAGAUCCUCAUCAAGAGCAACAUAAACAACUGGCUGGUGUGUGAUCCGAGAAAUGGCAGCGUGGUAGAUUGGCAGGAAGGUGAUAUCAACUGUUCGAUCAUCAAACACGUGAUUGGCCCAAGUCACGAGUUUGUCCCAUCAAGGUUUUCACCGAAUCAAAACAAUAGCUAUGGGCCGCUGCCUUGCAUGACCAAACGCUAUAACAGCACUAACUAUUAUUUUGAUGGUCACACUGAAAACCAUAGGCCUACCCAUGAUCCUCUUGGAGGAAAUAGUCCUAACCAAAAGAAAAAUGUUGCAAAUCCACAUGGUAACAUUUUCAUUCGAGUCGAGUAG